This is a messenger RNA of Triticum dicoccoides, 4681 nucleotides long. RefSeq lists its product as uncharacterized. The coding region runs from base 59 to 1264 and encodes 401 amino acids. The record is from RefSeq and is a predicted model, not a curated record. The transcript has 5 exons. Lineage: Eukaryota; Viridiplantae; Streptophyta; Magnoliopsida; Poales; Poaceae.
AGCGGUGUGCCGCUCCUGGCGCUCACCGGCUUCCUCUCCGCCGCCGCAGCUGCCGUGGAUGCAAGCGGUAAUUCUUUCCUGGCAAUCAGUUUUCUCCCCGCCUCCGCCGCGGCGGCCAUGGAAUUGGAUCCACGCGGUGUGCCGUCGUUCGCCGCAGCGGCGGACACCUUGGAUUGCGCUACAUGGCGGCUUCUACAAUAAGCACGGGCGCGCCCGCACUCACCCUGGAGGGUGCAGACGAAAUCGGUCCGCCGAUGACGACCAGGAGUGCAUCGCGUUCAGACGCCGGAAUAGCAACCCCUCCUUCCCCGACAACUUGCGGUGCAUUGGCUCCACGGAUAGCUGGCUCGUCCUCGACUACACUGACGAUCGGAGAAAAAUUCAUACCUACUUCUUGCACAAUCCUUUCUCUAAAGAAGUUGUGUCGCUACCAGAGCUGGAUGCCAUCGUUGGUAAUAGUUUCAAGUUAUUUCAGAUCCGCAAGGUGCUCAUUCGGUCGCCCCCUGAUGACCAGCUCGUCAUUAUCAUGACCAACAACUGGAAUUAUCCAAUCAUCUUAAUCCGGCCGGGGAAGGGUGUGUGGCUACCGAAGCCACAAACAACCCCCUUCGUUGACAUCAUUGACAUCGUGCUCGUUGGAAACAGACUCUAUGGGAUCUCCAUGGCGGAGGACCUCUUCUCCUUCAAUAUAAGCUUUAGUGCCAGUGGCGUACCCAUGGUUACCAAUAUCAAGCACCACAUCAGAUCAGGUGAUGCUGAUCCCAAUGUUGAGAGCGACGUAGAUGAGGCCCAAGACCAUAAUGAGCACAAAAAGGGGCGGCACCAGCGCAACUUGUAUGACUUGAGGACUGGAGACAACAUGAUCAUUGAUGGCAUCCUCUGUGACGAGUUGCCUUACGCACCCAACGAUAACCUCGCCACAUUUUGGUACUUGCUUGAGUCGUGUGGAAAGCUAAUCAUGGUGAAGCGGCAAUUGCAAUGGCCUAAAUGUUGUUAUAGCAAAUUUACUCGUAAGCUGGAGGUUUUCGAGGCAGAUUUAAGUGAACGCGCCUGGUUGCCGGUGUCAGCUGGGCUAGGUGACCAGGCACUUUUCAUCAGUAAACGCUUCAGCAAGUCUGUUUCUGCAUCUGGAGGGAUAGAGGAGGAUGCUAUGUAUUUUAUCGAUACGGGUGAGGUGUUCAGCGUAAAAUCCCAAACUCAAUGCCUCCCGGUAGAGAGAAGCAUCGAUUCCUGCUGGUCAACAUGGAUCUUCCCGCCAAGUUAGCUGUAAGAGUACAUUAUAAGAUGUGGAAAAUUUAUUUUCAUUUUAUUAUUAUGUCGAUUUUCACCCAUUAUAAUUCAUGUUUGCAUAGAAUGAUCAUCACAAAUGCUUGUAAUGCAUGUUUGCUCUGGGUGAUCUGCAUUCAUGUUUCCUUGCUUUUGAUGUCACCUUGUUGACACUGCACAAUCGCCGCCCACCAACACUAAGAUAAAGAACCCAUGGAUGAUGGAACCUUCAUGAUCUUGUUAGGUGGGAGCUCACUUACUAGCGUAGGAGACCCAAGGCAACUGCAGUAGGAGAAUGUACUAACAGCCGUUAGGAAAGGGGAUUUGGAUGUGGAAAUGUUUUUUUUGGUUCCGUAUAAGGUUUUCCCCACUAUCUGCAAAUCUGUUAGGCGUUUGUAUUCUUAGCCACCAAGUUGUAACUGGGAUAUAUAUCCCUAGUUGAUCAAUAAGGGCAAGCUAGAAUAAUCUCAAUUUCUCAUCCCCUGCCCUCGUGUGCCAAUCCCUUUUGAGAACUCAUCUCCCUUUGCUGUACUGACAUGGUGGCUGACUACACCAAACACUUGCUUGAGCUCCUCACGCACGUCAAGUACAUCCCAAAUGAUGAAGGGCGCAAUAUCUACACCAACGGUAUUGUGGAACCUCUCAAAAUGCAGGUUGAGUUGCUCAAGCCAGCCACACUCGAGGAUGCAAUGGACGGGACAGUCUCCUAUGAGCACUUGGCAUCGGUCAUGUCCCAGGUUGUUGGCCCAGCCCAACCAACUCACAGGCAUCACUGCCCGUACCUCUUUUACAUCGAGGUCGCUGAUGAGGAUGACUUUAGGGAUGAAUACCCAACCGCUGGUCAGCUUCCGGUGUCCCUCCUCACCGUCAGAGAGUGCAAACUCAUUUCCUUGUUAGACUCCGGCAGCAUCCACAACUUCAUUAAUGAGGCGUGUGACGAUCGCCAAUGGUGAACACGUCUUGUGCGGGGUUCUGGAGUCUCUCGCUGUCACCCAAGCGAGUUGAUCAAGAGGCCAAACAUUUUUUAAAGAAUACUUAUCAAAAAGAAUGUUUUUUAAGGUAGUAUAUUUUUGGAAGUGUUGUUGAGUGCUGGUUUUGUGCACAUGGACCCCAUGAACCCGUUGACAAAAACUCUUGUUUACACUUCCAAAAAUUUUGAAAAGAAUUAUACAUGUAUCUAGAUUAUGUAAAUGUGUGAGUAGUUUUGAAUUUUUGGGUAAAAAAUAUCCAUUUGUAAUAUAUACAAAAAAAGAGAAAUUGGUAUGCACAUAGUUAUUUGGAUAGUGAUAGUCUUUGGUAUCCUUCUGUUAUUUUUGUAUACGGGUUACAAAUGAGAAAUUUGGGCACACAAAAAAUUAAUACCAUUCAUAUAUUUAUACAACGUAUAUGUAUAUUUAUUUUCAUAAUUUUUUUCUGUGUAAAUGCGGGCACUCGACACCCAUAUGUUUUCUUUUCUUUUGUUACUUGUUAGUUUUUUUUUACAAAUUUUUACUUUUUCCUAUGUCGAUCCCUGAUGAUAUUACAUCAACAAACUCGAAGCCAAUUCUUUGCAAGUUUGCAUUAGCAGUUGCUCCAUAAUCAUGUCAUCAAUGGGGCGAUCGGAUACAUUAUUUUCUGUUGAUUCUGCAAUAAUGGGUGUUGUUGUCAAACAGGUUUGUGCUGCCUGCCGUGACGUACAAGUGAUUGUUUGUUUUUAUUUAUUGAACUGCAGACAAUUUCAUUGAACUUAAAUAUCUCUAUCAUGCUCCUUUGUAUUGUGCUUUACUGUAUAUCUGGUGUGUACUUGUGGCCAUUUUAUUUCAGAGUUUCCAGCUCUAAUGGAAAUCAGACUAGUAGGCAAGUAACCUUCAUAUGUUCUUGAAUGGUUGCACUAGCUUUUUAAAUUGGCAGGGGCCGUGGCAAGAGUUGUAUGUGAUGUAACCCCUGCCUAAGAGAAAUCUACAUUUUCUUAGAAAGAAAUAACUUCCAUUUGCUGUUACAGUCACUUUGGUUGCCUUUAUGUAUGUUACCUUCCUAAGUUAUCCUCCCUCUCAUGAAAGAUGUUAUGCUUAUGACAGUAAAGGUGCGAGCUUUCACCUGAUGGCACUGGUACCUACCUAGACUCAAGAUUCAAAUUACUUACAUGCUUGCUGGCUACAUAAAAUUGGUUGUUUUUUGUGAAUAUAAUGGAAAUGCAUCCCCAAACUAAGAGUUUCAUAGUCUUGACUAGUACAUGCAUCCUUCAAACUGGGCUAAAUUUAUUUUUGAAUCUUCCUGACUGUAGAUGCUCUUCUCAAACUAAUAUGGCAGAACUAUAUGUCAUGGCCUAUGCUCUCUGACAGAUAUCUUUUGACAGAAAAUCAAUGAAGCGGCAGCACAUGCCAGUAAGGGCACCUGUUUUUCUCCAUGAAACCAUUGAGCUGUGCAGAGCAUACUCUGAGGCUGCCAAAUCAGUCCUUGAUACCACUCAAGCUACAAGGGGCACUCAUCUCUUACCAAUGGUGGCUUUCUAAAUAGAUGCGGCAGGGGUUUUGUUCUGUAUAUCCACUCAAUGCUCGGAGCCUCGGACUAUCUAACCUCAGGUGUGCAUUGUUGGUAUCAUACUCAAGCGUUUUAUUCAGUAAAGAUUCCCAGUUGAAAGCAGCAGAGGAGGCACUUGCUGGUAGACCUGGGAACGGUCUGGACUGAAUCCAUAGUUUCAGUCAGUUUUUGUACUGGGUUGCCUUUGGAUUGGAUGAAAUGGGCCAAGUCCCUAAAUCAAUUUAGUUUGGUCCGGGCCUUAACAAUUGUUGGACUGAGUUGGUUUGGUCUGGACACGAAACCGAACGGUUCCAGACCGUCUCGACCCAUAGUCUGAAACCAAAUCGAUAGACCAAAUCGUGACCUAGGUGAGGAGCGCCUCUGUACUCUGCGAGCGAUGGCCGCCGCCCGCCACUCGUAGGAUCUUCCGCUGCCGCCGCCGACCAAAUCGAGGGAUCUUCUGCUGCCGCUGUCGUUGCCGCCGGCUGGAGCAUGGUCGCCGCCUUCCCCUCCCUUGGCUGGAGCUUGGCCGCCGCUCACCGCUGCGGUUAGGGCUCGCCGGCUGACGCUGCAGUUGCCGCUGGCUGGAGCUCGGCAGGUAACUCAAGACGACGCCGCCGGUGACUCAAGAUACGGCUGCAAAAGUUGGUAUCAAGAAGAAAGCCGGGGUAGAAGAAACCAUUCAGAAAAGGGAGAUGGAUGUCCAGCAACUAUGUAAAAUGCAUUCUGUAACUGAGUUAUUGUGUAACAUCCAGCAUUCUGUGUAAUAAUUUUAGACCCCAUGCUGUAACAUCCAACGGCUACUUAGUUAGUCAGCAAGCUAUCCUUUUCCUAGUAAAACUGGGUUGCCAUUCUUAUUCCUUGUCCAUGGAUUGAAACUAUGGGUUAAAUCCAUAAAUGGCAUAUGGUUUGGAUU